AUGUCUAACAAAAUUGAACCUGAAGUUAUUGAUAAUUCAAAUGAGAUGAUUAAUUGGAUUGAUGAAGCUAUUACAAAAAAUUACCUUAAAUAUUAUGAAUAUAAUCAUUUUUAUAAUAUUCAAGAAAUUGGUUUCGGAAGGUUCGGAAAAGUUUAUCGUGCAAACUAUAGAAAUUCUUGUAAAGUAUUGAAAAAUUUUUUUAAUUUUGAUAAUGUCACAGUUAAAGAAAUUGUUAAUGAACUUAAACUUCAUCGCCAAAUGAAAUCUUAUGAGAAUAUUAUUCAUUUUUGUGGCGUUACAACAAAAAAUCGAAAUGAUAAUUCAAAAAAGUAUCAAUUGGUAAUGGAAUAUGCUGAUGAUGGUACCCUUCGUAAUUAUUUAAAAGAACAUUUUGAUAAACUCACUUGGAAUGAUAAGUUAAAUCUGGCACUUCAAUUGGCUCGUGCUGUAUUAUGUUUACAUGAUGAAGGAAUAACGCAUCGUGAUUUGAACCCUAACAAUGUAUUAGUUCAUCAAGGUAUUAUCAAAUUAUCAGAUUUCGGAUUAUCAAAAAGAAUUGAAGAAUCGUUCAAUCUUCAAUCAAAAUUAUUUGAUAUGGUUGUUUACGUUGAUCCAAAAGUUUUUGAUCAAAUAAGAUACAAUUAUUAUCAAUUGCAAACAUACUCUUUAAAUAAAAAGAGUGAUAUUUAUAGCAUUGGUAUACUCUUAUGGGAACUAUCUAGUGGUCGCCCACCUUUUUGUAAUGAACUUUUCAAUACAUCCGAUCUUGAUCUGGCUUUAGAAAUAUUACAGGGUCUUAGAGAGAAACCUAUUCCUAAUACCCCCGAAGAUUAUUUAAAACUUUAUACUGAAUGUUGGGAUAAUGAGCCAGAUAAUCGACCAACUAUCAAUGAAGUUAUUACUAAAUUAAAUAUAAUUAUUUCAAAUCAAUUAUUAAGUGAACAUCAAAUUAGAAACGACAAUAAAAAUGAGAAAGUGAAGGAGUGUGAUAAAUAA
Messenger RNA from Rhizophagus irregularis DAOM 181602=DAOM 197198, 996 nucleotides. RefSeq lists its product as uncharacterized. Gene Ontology annotation, biological process: signal transduction; protein phosphorylation. Lineage: Eukaryota; Fungi; Glomeromycota; Glomeromycetes; Glomerales; Glomeraceae. The record is from RefSeq and is a predicted model, not a curated record. Gene Ontology annotation, molecular function: protein kinase activity; ATP binding; protein binding. Gene Ontology annotation, cellular component: cytoplasm.